AUGAAUUCUCAACGAAAACAGUCUGUCGUUACUCCAACUCAUGCAUCUUCUGCUUCAAAUCGUAAUAGAACAUAUACCAGAAUGCAUGAGAUGGAUUACAAUCAAAUGUACAGCGCCAUGGAAAAGGGUCAUAAGGUCUGUCGAUUGAAUCUUCUCAAAAAAUGGGAUCCUGCCUACAAGAUGCUUGUGCUCCGACAAGAUAUGCGCAUGUUGCACUUGUUCAAACUCGAACAGAACUCUCUUAAGGGCAGAGCCGUUUCUCUCGACAUCAGACACAUCAGAGAAGUUCAGACCCUUGAGUAUAAGCUCAACACAGUCAAGAUAACUGACAAAUGGAAGAGAGAUAAAGAAAUACAGAAUUUCGAAUCAAAUAAGAUUCUAGUCAUCUCUUAUGGAACUGAAUUCACACUUAAUAAUUGGAUUUUACUAUUUGAAACGUUAGAAGCCUGUCGUCUGUGGAACAGUGGUUUGAGUAAUUUAGUAACCGAUACAAGAGAUCGAGACUCUUCAUCGCAUCACAUACGUAUAGAGAGAUUCUUGGCGAAAAGCUUCGAUUCUUUGACUCCACUUAAUGGAGCAGUUGCUCGUAAACACAUGAAGCCGUUUGUACAAACAACGUUGCAGUUCAAGGUGCUCUCAAAGCAAUUGCAAGAAGUAACUGAAGAUACAAUGACUGUUGCUCAGUUUUCAAAGGCUGCACGUAGCUUAGUUCAUAUUCCUACAUUGUUUUCUUCACGCUUCAAUGAUUUAUCUGAUGAUGGCCUGAAUGUCAGUUUUUAUAAUUUUUUGCGGUUUCUCGAGAAAAAGCAAUAUGAUGAUAUGGCUCAAAAUAUUCAGAGAGUCUGUGAAUUCUUACGAAGGUAUUUACACCAUUUCCCUUGCACAGAGAAGGUCGAGCCUAGCUUAACCGUUUACGAGUUUUGUGAUUUCUUGUUCUCACGCGAGAAUUCAGUUUGGGAUCCUUUAAACGAAAAAGUCAUACAGGAUAUGAACCGUCCUUUAUCUCAUUACUGGAUAGCAAGUAGUCACAAUACAUAUUUAACAGGUGAUCAAUUGAGAUCCGAUUCUUCUUUAGAUUGUUAUGCACAAGCUUUACUUAUGGGGUGUCGUUGUAUAGAAUUGGAUUGCUGGGAUGGCCAGAGAAAACCAAAUUCUAACGAGUUCCAAGAUAUUGUGAUAUAUCACGGUUACACUAUUACUUCCAAACUUUUGCUGCGGGAUGUUUUAUACAUUAUCAAGCACUAUGCUUUCAUUACUAGCGAGUAUCCUGUUAUUCUUUCCAUAGAAGACAAUUGUUCAGUACCAGCCCAACGUCUCCUGGCACUGGAAAUUAAAGAAAUUUUAGGAGAUUAUUUGCUGGUUGCUCCAGUCAAUAGAGAUGAGACACAACUUCCAUCUCCAGCUGCUUUAAAAAAGAAAAUUAUCCUGAAACAUAAGAAGUUACCUAUUGAGAGUGAAGAUGUUGUAGUGAAGCAAGAUGAAUUUGAGGAUACUGACAUUCUCGCACGAGACUGUGAGAAACGAGGUGUUCUUUAUCUAAAAGAUAAUACCAGCCAUGAAUGGAAACCGCAUGUCUUCGUCUUGUUCAAUGACCGUUUGUGCUAUCUAUAUGACACCUGCUCUGAGAACUUCUCUGAAGAUUCAUUGAGUCAGGUUGGAGAUGAGGAGCAGGACGAAGCAAAUUCUGGGUUCGAGCUGAAGCCUGAUGAAAUGCACGUUUCAGAAGAAUGGUUUCAUGGUCGAUGUGAUCGUAAUGAAGCAGCAGAACGUUUACUCCAGCAUAAGGAUAAAGGAAAUGGACUGUUCAUGAUUCGAGACUCUAAUUUGUUCAUCGGAGAUUACUCACUAUCUUUCUUGCAUAAGGGAAAAGUGCAUCAUGUUAGAAUCAAAACAACCAUGAGCGAUCGAGAGAAGAAAUAUUAUUUUCUUGAGAACAAGAUGUGUGAUACUCUAUAUGAACUGGUAUCUUAUUAUACGCGGCACUAUCUUACAACUGCUGACUUCGUCAUCGGCUUAACAACACCAUGUCCUCAACCUCAACCUCAUCUUAAUCAACCUUGGUUCUCAGCUACAGCUAACAAAGACAAAGCUGAAGAACUUUUGAGCAGAGUAAAUGAGGAUGGAGCUUUCCUUAUACGCAUGUCAACAGCUGAUCCAUCAGUCUUCGUUCUCUCUCUGCGAGUAGAUGGCGAGUUCUGGCACUAUCGUUUGAAGAGAGAAGGAAGAAUUUUCGUUGUGAACCAGUCUGUAUUUGAGAAUUUGAAUCAAAUCGUUCAAUACUAUGGUAAAAAAGAAUUUGUUCGUGGAAUUUGCCUAAGAUAUCCGGUUAAUGAAAAGAAUAUUGAUCCUUACUCAAGUGAAGUCAUUGGGCAAUCAACUCCAGGAUGUUAUAUGGAAUUAGGAGAACUCAAUAAAGAGAUUCAAGCUAGAUCUUUGAGACCAUAUCAUGGUAUUAGCGACGAUGACUUAUCUUUUCCGGCGAAUGCCACAAUCACAGUUCUUCGUAAAGAAGAAGGCAACUGGAGAGGAAGGUAUGGUUCAGCAUCAGGAUGGUUCCCUUCGUCGUAUGUUCAAGAAAUAUUACCAGAGAAGUCUGCUGUCCAAGGAGAAACUAACUACUAUACUAUCGAGCUUGGUGGAACAGUGAUAGAACGGUUACAAGAUGGAACUAAGUCUCAUGCCAUAAAAAUCUCUCAAAGUGCUCAAUGGAGUGGUCAGCAAUGGAGUAUUGCCGCUAGUUCUAAUGAGGAAGUGGACGAAUGGUAUAGCCAACUGAUUUAUCUAACGCGAUCGGUGAACGACAAACUAACAGCUAUUCAAAAGAAAGAGAAGAGUGCUAGAAUUGCUGCUGAGCUCUCUAAUCUUGUGGUUUACUGCCAAGCUGUACCCUUCGACCCAGCUAGUGUGAAAGACGGUUGUUUUUAUGAAAUGUGCUCUUUUGUUGAAGGAAAAUUGAACAAAUUGAUAGAAAUGGGUAUGGUUGAGUUCAAUUUCAAGCAACUUUCACGAGUAUAUCCCCAUGGAUCUCGAAUAACAUCAACAAACUAUAAUCCUAUUCCAAUGUGGAAUGCUGGAUGUCACAUGGUUGCUCUCAAUUAUCAAACAGGGGACAAGGCGAUGCAAUUGAACCAAGGAAAAUUUCUGGCUAAUGGUCAAUGCGGUUAUAUUCUGAAGCCGGACUAUCUGUUGAAUGAGAAUUUCGAUCCAAGUCAAGGACAAAAGGUCACUACUUCCGAGCCUAUUAGAAUAACUCUUCAAAUUAUCGCUGGACGACAUUUAUCUCGGAAAGAUAAAAACAAAGGAAUCUGUUCUCCUUUCGUUGAAGUCGAAAUCAUAGGAGCUGCCUGUGACGAUCGUGCACACAAGACGAGAACGAUAGCUUCCAAUGGUCUCAAUCCUGUAUGGAAUGAGACAUUCACUUUUGAAAUACAUUGCCCCGAAUUAGCUCUUCUUAGAUUUUACGUUGAAGAUGGUGAUUUUGUGGGACCAAAAACUGAUCCCUUCAUAGGUCAAGCAGUUUUUCCAGUUGACUCACUACGUUGUGGAUUCCGUUCUGUGCCGCUGAAAAAUCAGUUCAGCGAAGAUCUCGAGUUAUCAGCUUUACUUUUGGAUCUCCAAAUGAUUACUCUUAAAGAGCAGAAACUUCUCCGAAAUACACGAACUUUAUUACAAGGUUCUCGGUUCGGCCCUGUUUUACAUAGAAAGUUGGUUGGAUCCGACUCUGUGCAAUCGCCUGUAUCCAAGCGCGAUGAAACACGAUCUUUCCGCAGUUUCGAAGGUGGAAGCAGUACAGAAGGAACGAGCCCUGUUUCGAUCUCGGGAAUGUCGCUAGCAGAUAGGAAAACUUCUACGAAUUAUUCAAUGGAUAGCCAGGAUAGCAAUGAAGGAACCGCCAUUCUCAAUGGCUCUGGUUCCAUAGGGAAAAAGAAGAAAAACUUUAUCAAGAGAUUAAUUCCAUUUAAGAGUAAAGAAAAGGAUUAA
Auanema sp. JU1783 is the source of this 3981-nucleotide messenger RNA. Lineage: Eukaryota; Metazoa; Nematoda; Chromadorea; Rhabditida; Rhabditidae. The record is from the annotation of a GenBank genome assembly.